Vicia faba (fava bean) is the source of this 1248-nucleotide messenger RNA. NCBI's taxonomy places the organism in Eukaryota, Viridiplantae, Streptophyta, Magnoliopsida, Fabales, Fabaceae. The record is from the annotation of a GenBank genome assembly.
AUGGCUUCCAUGCACACCUCAACAAUAUUUUUUUCUUCUUUUUCUUUAUGUUCUUCAAAGAGAGUAAAUGUAAAUGCCUCAAUCCAUGUUCCAAGACCCAAUUCUGCACUUCCUAAGAAUAAUAUAAGCAUUAGAUCAAAGCUGAUUGAAGGGUUGAGUACGUUGACAAACUCAUCACUUCCUUUAUCAUUACUUGAAAAUAAUGACUUGUCCAAUUCUGCAAUCUCAAACAGUCCCACCAUUCAACUCCAUGCUAUCUUAGAAGCUGUAUCCGACAGAAUCGAAAUGCACAGAAACAUAGGCGAACAGCGUCAGAAUUGGAACAACCUACUUCUAAACAAUAUCAACAUGAUUACACUCACUGCUACUACAUUAACCGGUGUUGCAGCUGCAAGUGGUGCUGUUGGUUCACAACUUUUGGCUCUGAAACUAUCAUCCACACUUCUGUUUUCUGCAGCAACUUGUAUGCUUCUUGUCAUCAACAAGAUUCAGCCUUCGCAACUCGCGGAGGAACAACGCAAUGCUACAAGAUUGUUCAAACAACUUUGGACUCAAAUCCAAACCAAAAUGAGUCUUGGUAGUCUUAUUACCGAGGAAGAUGUGGAAUCUUCAAUGGAGAAAGUGUUGGCACUUGACAAAGCUCAUCCACUUCCUUUGUUAGGAGCUAUGCUUGAAAAAUUUCCUGCAGAAUAUGAACCUGCUGUUUGGUGGCCUGAAAAGAGAAGAGAGGGAAAUGCAGCAGCAAGAAAGACGAUGGAGAGGAAUAGUAGUAAUGGGUGGAGUGAAGAACUGGAAACUGAACUGAGGGAAGUUAUGGAAGUUAUGAAGAGAAAAGACAUAGAGGAUUAUGAGAGACUUGGGAACAUAGCAUUAAAGAUUAACAAGAGUUUGGCAAUAGCAGGUCCAAUACUCAGUGGAAUUGCAGCUAUAGGUUCUGCAUUUGUAGGAAAUGAUGAUGGGUUGUUUUCAGGCAUUGUUCCUAUAAUGGCAGGGUCAAUGGCAUGUGCAGUAAAUAGUUUAGAGCAUGGUGGACAAAUUGGUAUGGUAUUUGAAAUGUACAGAAACUGUGGUGGAUUUUUCGGGAUGCUGGGAGAGAGUAUUGAAAGCACACUCGAAGAGAAUGAUAUGGAAAAAAGAGAAAAUGGUGAGAUAUUUGAAAUGAAGGUAGCAAUGAUGUUGGGAAGAAGUGUUUUGGAGCUAAGACAAGUUGCUUCUUGUAUGGACGAAUUUGCUAGCAAGCUUUUUUAA